Molecule: messenger RNA, 2515 nt
Organism: Helicoverpa zea (corn earworm)
Lineage: Eukaryota; Metazoa; Arthropoda; Insecta; Lepidoptera; Noctuidae
Product: zinc finger protein 250-like
Exons: 7
Coding region: 100-1092 (330 amino acids)
Biological process (GO): regulation of transcription by RNA polymerase II
Cellular component (GO): nucleus
Molecular function (GO): DNA-binding transcription factor activity, RNA polymerase II-specific; RNA polymerase II transcription regulatory region sequence-specific DNA binding
Source: RefSeq, a predicted model, not a curated record
UUGCACACAGAAAAUAGAAAACAGCAUGGCCGUUCGCAUAGAAAAUUAAUAUCAGUUUUUACAUUAAAUUACUAAUCUGUGCUUGUAAAUAACUCCGCGAUGUCGGAAGAUAUGUUCUAUUGUUCAUUUGUGAGUAUUCACUACAUUAUCUGUGAAUGUGGAGAAACAUUUCCAACGGAAGACGAAUUGAAAUCCCAUCUUGAAAGAGACCACGCAUUGAAAAAAGAACGCAAAGAAUAUAAAUGUGGCGUUUGUGAACAAAUCUACAGCACGGAACAGGCCUGCAUCGAGCACUAUGAGAGCUCCCACAUUGAGAUCGAUGAGAUCAAGCAGGAGCAUGAUUACGUGGAGACGGAGGAGAACGAGGAGUGCGCUGAAGCCACCGAGAUAAUAUACGAAGAAAUAAUAGAGGAACCGGAAGUGACGGAGGAAGUCGAGCCUAUAGCUAAGCCUAAGAAAGAGAGAAAGUCGAAAUCUCACUACAAUGCUAAGAACAUUGUAUGUGAGGUCUGCGGGAAGAGAUAUGCUUCUAACGCAGCUUUGAAGUACCACCAGCGAGUACACACGGGUGAACGUCCGUACCAAUGCACGGAAUGCACCAAGAGUUUCACUAUGCCUCUGUUUUUACAGAUUCACAUGCGGACUCACACGGGGGAGCGUCCAUAUGAAUGUUACUUGUGUCCAAAGGCUUUCAGUAAUAAAGCAGCCUUACUUAGACAUGAUCGAGUACACACAGGAGUAAAACCCUACGAGUGUCCGGAAUGUGGUAAAUUCUUCACUCAGUCCAACUCUAUGAAACUACACGUCAAUACGGUGCAUCUGAAAAUGCCUGCUCCGUACAAGAGCAAGUCGAGAAGGAAUAAAGCGAGAGAGAGAGAGAUGCUGAGGAGAGCUAUCAUCACUUCUUUGGAUGGAGAGGAAACUGCUGCCGUGGAAAGCAUAAGUCAGCCAACGAAAUCGGAUGCGGAAGUACAUUUCAUAAAGCCAAGCGAACAAGUCACAAUAUUCAAACAGGAGGUUGAAGAAGCAGAGAUAUUAUACGAAGAUGUCGACUCUAGAGAAAUUACUUACGAAGUGGUCUACGAAGAGUAACUUGUCAAAUAAGUUUACCAGUCUUAAGUUAGCUACAGAGAACAAAAUUAUUAGCGGAGAUGUCAUAACGUUUGCCGGGGCUGCGACACUGUUCGCGCUCAUUACCGCGGCGCUGGUACAUGGCGGGCUUCAGAAGGAACAUGGCGGGGUAUAGUCAGUACGAGUCUGACACUCCCGAGCACUGCACCCAUAGCGAGAGCCGUCAUUUGAUGAUUUCCCAUCAAAAAGACGUCAUAACGGAAAAUCAGAUGGCCGAUGGGGCCGAAAAGUGCUGGAGUGGAGACCACGGACUAGCGAGCGCAGCGUAGGACGUCCACCAACGAGGUGGACAGACGACCUCAUAAAGGUCGCCGUCGACGCUGGAUGCAGGUCGCCUCCAACAGGUAUCUGUGGAGAUCUAAGGGGCAGGCCUAUGUUCAGCAGUGGACGUCCGCCGGCUGAGAUGAUGAUGAUGAUGAUGAUGAUGAUGAACGGAAAAUCUAAGAAAGUAACGCGACGACAUGCGGGGGACGAGGAAUGUUACUAGCGCAGCACCAACACCUAUGGAACCUGUCCUUUUUCACAAUAAAAUCAUCAACCAAUCAAGGGCCAAGCUUUGAUUAAAUUUUGAUUUGACUAGUACUUGCCUACGAUACGUUGCUUGAGCUACAAGAAGGCGCCUGACCUACAUGCCUUAUGACAUCUUUUUUUUUUAACGACGUCAAAAAUCAUCAAAUGCCCCCUCCCGCUGUGGGAGAGGGGGCAUUUGUUGUGUGUGGGUGUUAGCAGCGGUGAGGGAGUGUCAGACUCUUACUGACUAAAAACCGUCGUGUUCCGUCGUAGGCCGCGUAUGUACCAGAAUCGCGGUAACUCUUUCGAACAACCCGCAGCCCCGAUGCCUUAUGACAUCUCCGCUAUAUUUCCUUCCUCUGUGAGCUGUACCUAUUCAGAUGAAAAUUGGUUGAGAAUUAUCUUAAAACCAGGAGACGGAUAUAGAUACUUUUUACCCGGAUACGGGAAGUAGUUCCCGUAGCAACGCGAGAACUAUACUUCAUUUGAGUAGGCACUUAAACGCUCAGGCUCCGAAACUACAGAAAAUAUUUGAACUAUCUUUUCACUGUUGGGGCGCUACACUCUUCCCGAGUAACAUAGGCUAUAUUUUAUCCCGGUACGGGCAGUAGUUCCCACGGGACGCGGGUGAAACCGCAGGCAAAAACUAGCUUGGAGUAUAACUAACUGUCAACGGAUUUUUAUUUUUUUCGGGUAAAAAUGAAAUGAACUUUUAGAAUCAACUAAAAAUAUAAGAAAUAUGUUGUAUUUCCAUGUAAAGGCUAUUUAUAUUUAAUACUGUAUAGAUAUGUAGCAGUAAUUUCAAUUUAGUUUUAUUUAAAAAUUAAGUUCUUAUUAUGUACUUUUAACUGAAUAAAGAGAUUUUUUUCGUCAA